Molecule: messenger RNA, 1240 nt
Organism: Medicago truncatula (barrel medic)
Lineage: Eukaryota; Viridiplantae; Streptophyta; Magnoliopsida; Fabales; Fabaceae
Product: 2-hydroxy-6-oxononadienedioate/2-hydroxy-6-oxononatrienedioate hydrolase
Exons: 4
Coding region: 77-1021 (314 amino acids)
Molecular function (GO): catalytic activity
Source: RefSeq, a predicted model, not a curated record
AACACUCUUCCUAUAUGCAUCAUUCAUCAACGUAACUUCCUUGCUUAACCACAUAGGGUAGUGAGAAAUAGAAAUCAUGGUGAAUCUUGUGGCAGCACAGAAACCAUUGAUGCAUGGGCUAAUGAAAAUGGCAGGGAUACGUCCCUACACAGUAGAGAUAGAAUCAGGAACAACAAUGAAUUUUUGGGUACCUUCAGAGACCAUAACAAAGCCAAAGAAAAAAGAAGAAAAACCCAAAAUCACUGCAAAAACAAAUAAACCAGUGGUUGUUCUAGUCCAUGGUUUUGCCUCUGAAGGAAUAGUAACAUGGCAGUUUCAAGUUGGUGCAUUAACAAAAAAGUACGCUGUUUAUGUUCCAGAUCUUCUAUUCUUCGGAGGUUCUACCACAGACAAAACAGAAAGAUCACCUAGGUUUCAAGCAGAGUGUUUGGCCAUUGCUUUAAGGAAACUUGGUGUUGAAAAAUGUAUUGUUGUUGGUUUUAGCUACGGUGGAAUGGUGGCUUUUAAAAUGGCUGAGAUGUAUCCUGAUUUGGUUCAAGCUUUGGUUAUAUCUGGAUCCAUUUUGGCUAUGACUGAUUCUAUCAGUGUUAGUUCAUUGCAAGAACUUGGAUUUUCUUCUUCUUCUGAGCUUUUGUUACCUAAUUCUGUUAAAGGACUUAAAGCACUUUUAUCUGUUGCUGCUUAUAAAAAACUUUGGUUCCCGGAUCGUUUACACAAAGACUUUCUUGAGGUGAUGUUCACAAAUAGGAAAGAACGAGGUGAGCUAUUAGAUGGUUUAGUAAUUAGCAAUAAAGACGUCAGUAUUCCAAAUUUCUCCCAGAGGAUACAUCUUCUAUGGGGCGAAAAUGAUCAAAUUUUCAAAUUGGAACUUGCUCAAAAUAUGAAAGAGCAACUAGGAGAUGGCGCAACGUUUGAAGGUAUAAAGAAAGCUGGUCACCUUGUUCACUUGGAGCGACCAUGUGUCUACAAUAGAUGUCUCAAGAAGUUUAUUGCUUCCUUCUUGGCGUCAAAUGAAGCUUAAUGAAUUAAAAUGGAGUUGAUUAAUUGUAAAAUUAACUGUAUAUUUUAAUUUUCUUUGGUUUAGUUCCCUUCACAUAAGUCAAUCAAGACAUUAUAAAAGUGGGUAUUUUUUUUUUUUUCCAGUCGAUAUUUGAAUUUUAGUUCAUCACACGUUGUUGAAGUCUAGUUCCUUCAUCUAGACCAACACCUUUGAUAUAUUCAUUAUAUUUUAUUCCUUUGA